Silurus meridionalis is the source of this 1001-nucleotide messenger RNA. RefSeq names its product cerebellin 18 (gene cbln18). The record is from RefSeq and is a predicted model, not a curated record. Gene Ontology annotation, molecular function: protein binding. NCBI's taxonomy places the organism in Eukaryota, Metazoa, Chordata, Actinopteri, Siluriformes, Siluridae.
AUGAAGGUAGCUGCAGUGGCUGUUCUUGGCCUGCUGGGGGCACUGUUUCCAUGCUUAAAGGCACAAACAAGUAGCCCUUUAGAAAUUUUACAGCAAGCUGCAGAAAUUGGUGUUGCUCUGUUACACACAGCUAACUGGACUGGGACUUUGCCCUGUGAAGGAUGGGACUGUGAGUGUGCAUUCAAAAAGCCAAAAGGCUGCUGCUGUGUGGCUUCACCUCUUUUCCAGCUCGAGGAAACCUUCAUGCGAAUGGUGGGCCUAUGGAAAGACUUGAACAGUCUCAAUAACCAGAUUGAGGAAGUUACCGGUGGACAUAAUGUAUCAUUUGCAGCUACAAUGUUACCUAUAACUGGAUGUUAUGGUCCUUUCAACAAAAAUGUGUCCAUUUCGUAUUGCAAUGUCACUCUCAACCAUGGCUAUGGGUACAAUCCUUCACUGGGAACAUUCACAGCUCCACGGUCUGGCCUUUACUCCUUCUCCUACACGGUUUACUCUAAUUUGGGAGCAGAAGGAGAGCGAAUCUACCACAAGGUACAGCUGAUGAAAGAGGGGCAAGUGAUAGCCUCCUCUUGGGAGGACAACCGUGAGGAUUCGGAGGACAGUGCUACACAGACUGUACUCCUUCAGCUGAAAAGAGGCAACCAGGUUUACGUCGAGCUGGUGCUCGGGAGGUUUCUGUGUGCAGACACACAGGGCUACAACUCUUUCAGUGGAUUCCUGGUCUAUCCUCUCUCUGACAUAUAACAGACAAGUGCAAUAGUGCACAAGUGUAUUAGCUGUGCAGCUCCAGCCAAUAAUGAUAGCACUUGGAGCAUUAUGUUGAUUCUGUAUAUCUAGAGAGUACUCCAAAUAGCCUACAGAUGGCCAGGACUCAUUAAAUAAGACAGACAGGUUUCAUAGUUUGGUAAAUGUUAGAUUUCCAUACUAACUCAUACUUUUUAAAUUGUAUUGUAAUGUAAUAAUUUAGUAAUGUGGGCAAUGGAAUAAAAGGUUUAAAUGAA